CAAAAAUGAUAUGAUGGCCGCCAUCAUUGCGACACCAGCGUGACAAUCAAUGGAGACAUGUCAAUUCUGUUCAUGAUAUAUGAGAAAUUCCAAUGGCAGAUUCUUUCUUCGGGUUCGAUACUUCGUUAUCGAACUUAAAUGAUGAUGAAGGUGGUGGAGAACCUUCUGAGGACGAAUAUGAUGCUCUCAACGAUGAGACUUUUGGACAGGACUCGGAGGCGUUCGAUUGGGAGGUGGAACACGAGACCCUGGCCCAGCAGUUGGAGAGUAACCGCAGGUUCAACAGCAGCGGCAUCGACGAGACGGCAAACACACAGCUUGAGGCAUCUCUGUCCAAGCUAGUGUUGGACGAGACCGAUUCGCCCCAAUCGAGGUCCUUCGGGUCCAGCGUUUGGCGGCAUGACCUGUCAUUCCCUAUGGCGCCCACGCCGGUGCCGCCUCUCAAAAAUGUGUGCACGGUUGAAGAGUUGGAGCGGCAAUUGCGUCAGAAACAAAUGUCUUCUCAGCAACAGCAACAGCAGAUGCCGUUCUCAACGCAGAAUUACUUUCAGCCGCGAUUCCCGGUGAUACUUCAAAGGCCGCCGGGCCUCCAAGCCCCGGUGCCUCUCCCAUUCGCCCCCCAAAACAUGACGCAUAACAUGAGUCAGAUGAGUCAGCCCCUUAACAAGAUCUUGGGGCAGAACAAUCAGAUGACCAUGAACCAUCUUGGGUCCAAUGUGAACCAGUUGGGGCAGAAUCAGAACCAAUUGGGCCAGAACGUCAAUCAGUUCAUGCAAAACGCGAAUCAGAUGGUAGGACAGUUUCAAAACAACCAACUGAGCCAGACCAACCUGCUGAGUCAACUGACGCAGAACAUUCACAUGAAUCAAUCCAAUCAAAUGUUACAGAAUCAUUUGAGUCAAAAUCAGAACCAACUGCAGAGUAUGACUCAAAUGGGGCAGAAUGUUAAUCAGAUAGGCCAAAACGUCAACCAUAUGGGACAAAAUUUAGCCCAGAUGGGGCAAAGUGGGAAUCAUAUGGGUGCUAGUGGGAAUCAUAUGGGUCAAAGCGGGAAUCAGAUGGGGCCUAGUGGGAACCAUAUGGGCCAAAGCGGGAAUCAGAUGGGGCCUAGUGGGAAUCACAUGGGUCAAAGCGGGAAUCAAAUGGGCAAAAGCGGGAAUCAAAUGGGCCAAAGCGUCAAUCACAUGGGCCAGAACGUAAACCAGAUGGGCCAAAGCGGGAAUCAGAUGGGGCAAAAUAUGAAUCAAAUUGGGCAAAAUGUUAACCAGAUGGGGCAAAAUGUGAACCAAAUGAUGCCGAACGGUAAUCAGUUCCCCGGGAUGAAUCAGUUCCCCAGGGCGAUGGGCCAGCCCAGGAUGAUGGCCCCACCUCCCGGGAUCAAUAUGCCCCGGCAGAAUUUUAGCCCGAACGUCAGCCAGUAUAACCCUAAUUUUCGUGGCCCAAGUGUACAACAAAAAUCGAACCCGGACCCAACGCAGCCGCAAGCAAUUAACGUGCAACCUAAAACCCAAUCGCCGACGAAAUCACUGCAAAAGAGUAAUCAGAAACAACAAAUGAAUGCUAAAAGUGAGAAAACAGUGCAGAAAUCCAGAGUGUACAACAAUACCAAGAUUCAGAACAGCAAUAUGACGUCACAAAAUUUAGUUCAGCUGAUACAGAAUACACAUCCGAUGUUGCAACAGUAUAACAAUAGCUAUCACAAUGCGAGCCAUCAUCCGAUGUUGAACAGGAACAAUAUGUUCGGGAACUCUUUGAAUCAGUUCGCAUAUAAUCCUAGGCAGAAUGGUGUUUUUAAUAGUAACAAUAGACAUAUGAACGGCGAUGACUCGAGCGCAACUAGCGAUGACGAGUACGCAGGUCUCAUGACGCAGAGAGAGAAACAAUGGCUGCUCAACAUUCAGAUGUUGCAACUCAACACGGGAACACCGUACAUACACGACUUCUAUUACACUGUAUUCUUAGAGCGUCAGGCGAGCAAAGAGAAAGAGGGAAUAAAGGAGGCGCACAAGGCUAACCAACAGAAUCAUCCUUUCUACAGCGGAGGCGUCAAACAAGAGAGCCACACUAGGGAGCGACACAAUUCAGUGCGACACAACUCCACCAGCGAAGACUCCGCGCCGAGGACUUAUGUGCCGACGCAGUUUGAGAACUCACUAGGGAAAUUACAGUGCGGCAGCGUGACGGCGCCGCGCAAGAUCAUCGACGUGGAGCUGGUGGGCGAGCGCGGCUCCAGGCCCGCCUCGCGCGCCUCCACCGCCAACCCCGCGGAGGUCCCAAGGGAAAUGAAGCGCACGAAACAACUAUUACUGGAUAUAGAAGCGUUGUACCUUAUAUUGUUGCGACUGGAGGAACUAAAUGAUCCGUUAGCGAUAUCAAAUGCACUUAUAUUGAAGGAAAGAGAAGAGAAGCAGAAGCAAUUGGAAGCGGCGCAGAAGGAAGCGGAAGAUGAGGACGAGACGAAUGUGUUCUUGAGGAACAUCGAGUCUGUACAGCGGAGGCCCAAGCCGGAGACCAAAACGGAGAUUGGGGAUAAGAGACAGGUGGUGAAUCUGGCGGUGAAUCAGAAGCCGCCGGCGAAGAAUCUUCUCGACGAGGACAAGGACGAGCUGAUCAACAAGAUGUUCGCGGGACUGAUGCACGGCGACAGGCUGGCGCAAAUGUUGACCGUGAGGAAGGGGAGGGUGCUAAUCAGCCGGUUCGUGUCGCGGGUGGCGGGCUCGCACGCGCGCACGCGCGGCGUGUGGGCGCGCGUGCUGCGCUCUGUGUCGGCGGCCGCGCGCCGCGACGACGGCACGCUGGCUGCGCUCGCGCCGCACUUCGCGCUGUAUAUACAAAGCACGACGGGUUGGUCUGCUGUGUUGGAGUCGUGCAGUCUACUCGCCGAGGCGCUAGACCCUGCCAGGACUCCAUACGCCCUCACCUCAGCUUUCACCCUAAGCUGCGUGUGCGCACUCAUCGAGAAAGCCGCCAUUUUGGUGAACACGCCCGAAGCGACGUCCAACGAGCGGCAAUGGUCGAAAUUCCUUAAAACUCUCGCUAGGGCCCUCAAAAACACCACGCUAACUGUGGCCAGGCCUUUGAAACCAUUACCAGAAAACAAAAUCCUUCACCAUUUGAGACAACUGGAUUCUAGAACUACUAUUGAGAUAUUACAACGGGGCAAAACCGCGAUAGACUUUGCGGAUUUGUCGAAAACGGACGUGACCGAACAAUUGGUCAAACAUUUGUGUUGAUAUUUGGCCAAAUGUUUGCGAUUACUCGCGUCUCCGCUCAAUUGUGUGCGCGUUUCGCUCUAAUGAUAAUAAUGAUACUUAUUGCAAUGGUGUUAAGUACAAAUAUGUAAGUAUUUAUUUAUUUUCUUAUGCGGUUGGGAUAAGUAUGAUUUAGAAUAAUGGCAACACAAUGAAACAUGUUGUGUAAACGGGAAUUAUUUGAAAGUUUAUUUGACGAAGAAACAUUGCCCGAUAUAAAUAAUAUGAUAGACAUAAAAUUUGUGUAAAACAAUAGACGUAUUUUUUUUACGUAAUUUGACAAGACAUUUUCUAAAGGUAGACGUAGAAAAUUUUAAUAAAAAAAUAUAAUAAAUGCGUACGAACUUUUCCGAAACCGAACAUCGGUCAAAAAAAGAAAGUUUUAAAAAUAAUAAUUUUACGGGUUUCGGCCAGUCAUUCUAUUCUGUUUUAACGGAACUUUAUAUAGAAAAACGCUUUUGUGUAGCCGAAGUUCCACUGUAAUAUUUCUAUUUACAACUUGGCCCGUUGACAACUUGUCCCAUUGGAAUUUUGUACCAAUUCUGACUGGCUAAGGACGAGUUGUCAAUGUGAAUGACGAGGUGUCAUGCUGCUAAAUCAACCUGCGUUAAUCUCAUUAAAACAAUGCGGAUAUAGCAUUUACACUGAAAAUUCUUCUUUUUUAUUUAAACAUCUACUUCGUAGAAUAUUAAUAAAUAAAAUUGAUUUGAUAUAUCAUUCAUCGUCUUAGAAAAUAAAAAAUAAACUUAUUAAA
Amyelois transitella is the source of this 4005-nucleotide messenger RNA. It is a transcript of the gene Patr-1, whose product is annotated as putative leucine-rich repeat-containing protein DDB_G0290503. The transcript is spliced from 18 exons. The coding region runs from base 93 to 3233 and encodes 1046 amino acids. Gene Ontology annotation, molecular function: RNA binding. Lineage: Eukaryota; Metazoa; Arthropoda; Insecta; Lepidoptera; Pyralidae. Gene Ontology annotation, cellular component: P-body. Gene Ontology annotation, biological process: P-body assembly; deadenylation-dependent decapping of nuclear-transcribed mRNA. The record is from RefSeq and is a predicted model, not a curated record.